Funneliformis caledonium is the source of this 1002-nucleotide messenger RNA. The record is from the annotation of a GenBank genome assembly. NCBI's taxonomy places the organism in Eukaryota, Fungi, Glomeromycota, Glomeromycetes, Glomerales, Glomeraceae.
AUGAACUCAAAGAAAAUUUAUAACAAAUCACUUACUUAUUAUUGGCUUUUAGGACCUAACUGGAACGAUGCUUCUUCCAUCUACGAGUGGAUACAACAACAGUUCACAUUGGACCGAAAACGAAAACGAGUAUGUCUUUCCUGCUUUGGCAAAGACUUUGAACUUCUUCAACGAGAUGACACCAUUACAACUCUCUGGAAUGCUGGUGGACCUGGGAUUGGAAAAAGCAGAAUCCUAGACGAAAUUGAAGGAUUAAUCAAGAAAAAAGCUGAGGAAUCUCGCAAUAAUGAUUUCACAAAUAUGAUUGUCAUCAAUACAAGUUAUGGGAAUUCAACCACUGCUGACGACAUUGAUGAAAAGGUUCAAGCACAGGAUUAUAAUUUUGUCAGCUUCCGCUCAUACUGUAGGCAACAUCACAAUAAUUCAAACAUUUCAGACUUUACCCUGGACACUGCUUUUCAAAUUAUCUACUAUGACUUUAUGCAAAUUAAUCAAACAACACUUAAUCCUCAACUGGUCCUGGUACUCGGCAUCGACGAGUUCAAUAAAUUGCAUGUUCAAAAUAAAAAUGUCUGUAAGAAACUUAUACACGCCAUUGGAGGGUCAAUGUGUGGAUCGCCUGCAAUCAUAUUUUUCAUUCCUAUCCUAGCUGGAACGAUUGAAGGACCCUUAAUUGAUUAUAUUUCAGGUUCUAUGCACGAACCACUUCCCCUCCCACUACGUUUACUUAAUGAUGAUGAUGCAAUCAGAAUUGGUAUGAAAAUGAAUUUAAUUGAUGAUGAAUAUGUCAGCCUGCAUCCAUAUUUUCGAAUAAGUAUUAGUGAUAUUGAAGGACAUUGUAGAACAUUGGAGUAUUACUACGAAAUUUUUUCACAACAAUUUAUAACAGAACACGUUAAACUAGAAACAGAAGAAAUAUUGAUGACAGAAGAGGAGAAACUAAAAACAGCUGUUCGUAACGUGAAUAUCGAGAAUAUCAUGGAAUACGUCAAAGAUAGGAUU